AUGGUAGUUGGAUUUUUCAACGAGUUGAAAAACUUUUUGAGUGAGUUAUCCGGUACUCUUAGGAUCAACCGAUUUAUACAGNUUUUCGAGACGAGAAAGCCGGUUACCGAGCACGACUGUCAAGAGUGGGAGACACAAAAUAUGGUCACGUUACCCCUUGAUCUGAAGAGCUUCUAUCAAACAACGAACGGAUUACAAUUUUCAUGGAAUAAUAUUUGUGGUGACGGUAAAACAAUCGUAGGUCAAAUUGCCAUUCAUAGCUUGGAACGUCUUGUUGAAACCGAAUAUGUGUGCGAUCGCGGUGAUAGUAGUGUCGGAACACAUAAUUGUAUCGGAUUUACCGAUGAUUAUCUGGCCCCGUUCCUUCCGGAAUUGAAACAAAAGACAGGAUCGGUCCGGCGAAUGUUCCUAAUUGAAAAAUGUCUCGGCUACGGCUACGUGGUACUUGGUUACAUGGAUACCGGUUCGGCUUUGUUCUUCGUCGAUCGAGAUGCCAGUCUUUAUCGCGUGUGUGAGACAUUCACGCAAUAUUUGCGCCUGGCUGUGGCUCAUCUUGGACUGAUCGAUUGGCAAGUGUGGUAUACACCAAACACACCGUCAAACCAAUCCAUGCAAUACACUGCACUGUUCACGCCGGAACGGAUGUACCUGGCAUCCAGAGGAAUGCGAUUAGGUAGUGAGAUGGAUCUUAUGGCUUAUCCGAUCACAACUAUCAAUACCAAAAAGCUGUCCACUCUUGGCGAUACUGCGUGA
Echinostoma caproni is the source of this 753-nucleotide messenger RNA. NCBI's taxonomy places the organism in Eukaryota, Metazoa, Platyhelminthes, Trematoda, Plagiorchiida, Echinostomatidae. The record is from the annotation of a GenBank genome assembly.